AGGAGAGAGGCCAUUUUUCUAAAACACAAACAAGACGAGAAAGCGAGUUAUGAAAAUAUUCGCAGCGAACGUUGGUCAGUUGAAAUUAUAAUUAAACGUGGUUCAAGCAAAUAUUCAACAUAUAGUUGCAAGGAAGAAACCUGGAGAUAUACAGGUCAUUGCGAAAUACACGCAUAUGUUGUUAAAAAGAGGACUUAACUAACGUUAGCUACAUUCCAAUUUCGCAAAAUUUGCAGCUACCAGCUAGCUAAGUUGUAGCUGGCUAGCUGGCAACUUAGCUGGCUAGCUAGUGCGACCAGCUUUCAACAAAAGGUGUUUACAAGGAGGAACAAUAGAUCCGAUGGAAAUACUCAAGCAGGAGUAAGAAGACAGAAGUGGAGAGAAUAAUAAAUGCAUGUGAAGAAGAUACACAUAUCGCUCCCCGUGAUCUCCUGUUCUUCACAAUUUUGCUUCAUGGUCAAUUAUUAUGAUCGACUCCCAUGUUGUAAUUCCUGGUGCUAUUUUUGUCUGUAAACAUUUUGUUUUUGUUUUCAUUUGUUGAUUGGUGAGCUUGCUGUCACAUUUGGUCACUCCGUCACCUCACCUAACCCCUUUCCCAGAGCCCUGCAGCUAUUUGCUCAGUGUAACAGAUUUGUUUGGCCCAAGUACACCCACUCUAAACCACUGCACAGAGAAGAACCAAAUAGCCUUUAACCCCCUCGUCGUAUCUGGACCGAACUGGUUCAAUCCUCUGGACAAGAAGCCUUGAGCUCCAGUUGAAGAGAGGAGUAUGACUGCUGAAACACUUAACUUCGGCCCAGAAUGUUGUCUAGGGGAAGAUAAUGGGCGAUGCAUAUCCAACUUAAACUUGAGGCUCCGUGCACUAUCCAGAGGGCGUAGUGUGACGUCCCCCCCUCCCUCUCCAGCAUUGCCAAAGUCCAAGCUGGCCGAUUACCGCUAUGGUCGUGAGGAGAUGCUAGCACUUUAUAUCAAAGAUGACAAACCCCCAGAGGAUAUGACGCAGGAUAAGGAGUUUGCUGCUAUCCUGCAGGAUGAGCCUGUGCAGCCUUUGGCACUGGAGCCUCUAACUGAGGAGGAGCAGAGAAACUUCUCCAUGUCUGUCAACAGUGUGGCUGUGCUGAGGUUGAUGGGAAAGGGAGGCGGGGCCGCCCCUGCAGUUGUGGCCAAGGGUCGUGGAGGAGGCAUCAGAGGGAGAGGAAGAGGUGAAGGUGCAUUCUACCAAAGAGCUCCUGGAGGUCCUGAUGAUGGAGAGGUGGGCUUCGGUCGUGGCCGAGAAAUGCUCCGCAGCCAAAGCUGGGAUGACCGAGCUGAGAGGCCCAAGUUUGAGAAGCCAAUCAGGCGUGCUGAGGUAGUGCGUCCAGGGUUUGAGGAGGCGGGACCUCUUGGCAGGAAGGACUCCUGGCGUGCCGACAGUGGUAACUGGCGUACCCUUCGGGAGGAGGAGGAAGAGGCAGCAGCAGCAGGAGGAGGAGGAGGGGGAGAGCAGCCAGCCUGGAGAGUUGCAGGAACCCGCCGUGAUGAUGGGGGUCCUCGGUCUGCAGGCUGGCGUGAUCAUGGGGGCCGGAGGAAGUUUGAGUUUGACUUCCGUGACAGCGAGGGCCCCCGCAGGGAGGACGACAGGGACGGCCUUCCUGAGUGGUGCACUGAUGAAGAGGAUGGCGAGAUGGGCACCUUUGACUCCUCAGGGGCCUUCAUGUGCAUCAAGAAAGGCUCCAAGGGCACCAUCACUGAAGAGGAUCUGGAGUUUGAAGCUCUAGAGGAAGAUGAGAACGGUCAGGAAGUCAAGGACAACGGUCAGGAAGGCAAGGACAACUAUAAGGAUAACUACACUGACGGAGAUGAGUGUGAAGCAGCAUGUGAGGGGGUGGUCAAGUACAGGACUCCAUCUCCUCCUGCUGUCUCGGCCCCUCCCUCCUCGGACCCUCUCCCUGCCCCCUGUGCCCCAGAGGCUCCCAUGGCACCCAUCUCCCACCCCUCCAAAACCAACCACGUGCCCACUCAAGGCAGCUCACCUCCAGGGAGUGGUGCUCAGCUCAGUCCAGACCCUUCCUCCUCUACCACCACUUUCUCCAGCCUGAUGCCUCCUCCCUCCUUUGGAUCUCUCCUCCCAUCAACAGGGGGAGAAGUGGAGGAGGAUGAGGGCAUGAAGCACCUGCAACAGGAGGCUGAAAAGAUGGUGGCAUCUCUGCAGGACACAUCCCUUGAGGAGGAGUGCUUCACUCAAGCACUGCAGGAGAGCCACAACAUUACCUCCCAAUCUCUCACACACCCAGCCCCACACUCACACACACACACACACACCGCUGGACACACACACUCCCACUCUGCUCAUAGGGACUGUGCCCUGCCCCUCUCCCACGAGGCAGCCAUGAAGUGGUUCUACAAGGACCCCCAGGCAGAGAUCCAAGGUCCCUUCUCCACUGUGGAGAUGUGUGAGUGGUUCCAGGCAGGCUACUUCUCCAUGACACUGCUGGUAAAGAGGGGUUGUGAUGAGGGCUUCCAGCCCCUGGGUGACGUCAUCAAGAUGUGGGGGCGCGUGCCCUUCUCCCCUGGCCCCUCCCCCCCACCCCUGCUGGUGAGACAGCCUCCACCACCUCGGGGGUCCUCUGGCAAUAUGGAUCAGGAGCUGCUGAAGAAACAGUUAGAACAAGCAGCCACUGCAGCUCUAUACCAGCAAUUGCAGAUAAGGUUUCAGCACAUGAACAGGAGUGGAGAAUCUAGCAUGAUGAACAGGUCCAUGUCAGUACCAGAUAAUGGGUCUAUGUGGGACAUGCGUACCUCAGCCUCCCAGCAGUCAGGAGGUGAGGCCAACCUAUGGGACUUAACCAUGAGUCAUUCCACUCAGGGGCCAUCUCUGGAGCAGCUACAGAAGCUCCAGGACCGGCGUGAGGCUGAACUCAGGGCCAAGCGAGAGGAGGAAGAGAGGAAGCGGCGGGAGGAGAAGAGGAGGCAGCAGGAGGAGCAGAAGAGGCGUGAGGAGGAGGAGCUGUACAGGCGUAAGCAGCAGUGUCGGCAGCAGCAGGAGCUUAUCCUGAAGCUGCUGCAACAGGCCCAGCCCGGGGGCCCAGGGUGUAUCUCUGGGUCAGGGACUGUGUGGAGUGGCCCCCAGGUCUCAGCGCUCUCCAAGCAAGGCAAGAGCCUCAGCCUGCUGGAGCUGGAGACCGAGAGGCUGCUCAAACAGCAGGCCCAGCACCAGAGGGCCCAGCAGCAGAGGGACAGGCAUGGAGGCCUGUCUAUGGGUCAGUGGGGUGAGGGGUCUGUGGGCAUGUGGUCUGGUGGGGGCAUGGAGCCCAAAGGCAGCUCUGGAGGUAUGGGUGUCUGGGAGGAGGCUGUAAAGAACCAGAACAGCCUCCGCAACAUGGGCAUGAAGAACAGCCGCAGCAGCCCCUCUCUUAGCGAGCAGUACAUGUUAAGGAAGAAGCGUACAGAGGAGGAGGACAAAUUGCUGAAGCUGCUGCAGGGCAUGAAACCCCAGGACGGCUUCACCACCUGGUGUGAACAGAUGCUGCACGCGCUCAACACCUCCGCUAACAACUCCCCCUCCUCGUCCCUGGAUGUAGCCACCAUCGUGGCCUAUCUGAAGGAGGUGGAGUCUCCCUACGAAGUCCUUGACUUUAUCCGCUCCUACCUGGGCGACACUGUGGAAGCCAAAGAGUUUGCCAAGCAGUUCCUGGAGCGGCGUGCCAAACAGAAAGCCAACCACCAGAGGCAGCAACAGCAGUUAUCAAAAGAAGUUCCAGGACUGUCCUUGAACAACUUUCCUCUACAGUCCAUGUUCCAGGCAGCCCAGAUGGGGAAGGGAGGAAUGUAUGACAGCCAAGCUGCAAAGAUGAAGAAGAAACAGACCAUGAUGCUUCACUCCGACCCCAGUAUCUUAGGAUAUUCAUUCCUGGGCGCAGGGGACCGGAUGAGCCUGGGCGAAAUGGAAACAGUGGAAGAUUAUUGAUCCACAGCAUCUACCUGAAUCCACCUGAGGCCUUAUACCUGGCAUACGAGACACACACACACACACACACACACACACACACACACACACACACACACACAUACACACACAUUCACAGACCGACAUACGCACACACACUGACGAAUGUGCACUGCUGAGCUACUUUGCCCCCUCUUGGAUGAGGACCUUGUAAAGUACUGUUUUCUCCCUCGUCUCUCAGUGAGAGGGGCCGGUAGGGGUGUGCAGAGAGGAGUACCCUUCCGCACUUCUUACAGUUAAGCACCUUAAACUAAACUAAUGCACUUUAUUACAUGGGGUUUCAAUAUUUGAAAUUAAGUUUAGCCUGUUUUUUGUUUGUUGGUUUUAGGAUGCAAAAUGUGCAUAUAUUAUGUCUAUGAUAUGAAUAUACACAAGUGGAUGUGUGUGUGCAAACAUACCCAAGUAAGGAACUGGAGGUUACAUCUCUGAUAAUAAUGGUGAGGGGUUGGGGGAGUGAUGAGCAUUUGGUUUAGAAAGUAUAUUCUUUUUUGAAAAGAGACACUGUUGUUUUUUAAACAUUUUAUAUAAAAUGUAAAGCUAUAGCAAAUUUGCAUUUUAAGAAAAACUUGAAUGUUUGCACUUACAAAAACAAACAAAAGUUGUUGUGGAUAGUAGUGGAAGAAAAAUAUGUUUCUGAAUGCUGGUGUCUGUGUGGUAGACUCAAAGCCUGCACACUUUUUAUUGCUUACAGAGAUGCAUAAAAAGGCCAUGUUUUUACUUUGUUCCAUGGAACUUGUUUUUACUUUGAAGGAUGUAUGCAAUUUGUGCCCAUGUUAGAUGUAUGAGUGAUGAGUAGCCAAUGAAUGUGUGCAUGUUAUUUUUGUACAUGGGUUCUUUAAGCGAGAGUGGGAGUGGAUAGGGCUCUUUUCAUCCAAUCUUUCACCAGCUCCUCAUCCCCUAAAUGACUUCACGAUGGUCUGUGUUUCUGUCCAGUUACCUGAAUGGCCACUCGUGUUCUGGCAUUGGUGCUUCGCUGCCCUCAUGCUCUUCUCUCGCGACGAGUCACGGGUAUACAGGCUCUGAUUCGCUGAUUGAACUGUGAAAGCAAAUGUCUUGUUUCAAGGCAGAUUUCCGAGGUAUAUUUUACUGCAGUACAGGCCCUGUCUCUCAAUCUCACUCUUGUUAAAAGAACCAUAAAUAGUUCUGUUUAAUAAUUCUCUUCCUUGUGGUUAUGAAAGUUGGUAAGACCAGAGAAGUUCCUUGCAUUUUUCAAGGGGAUCUAUUGCCUUUACCGACAUGCCAGUGUUGAGGUCUUGCUUUCCUGUUUCCAGGUUGUUUUGCAAGCUAUUGCCACUGCUUGUGUGAACCCUGGUUUUUAUAGCUAGAGUCCUCUCUUUUGUUGCUUUUUGAAUAUCUUUGUCUGUUUAAAACAGUGGGAAAGUAUUUGGACUUGAUGAUAUGGAGCACUUUUGAGGCUGCUAAGCUUUUGUAUUUUUAUAUUGGUUUUUUUUUUGCUUCUUGUAAUUUCUUAUAUAUCUAAAACAAAAACAAAAAAAACAUUUAAAUGAAUGUAUUCCAAAAACAGAACAGUGCAGUGAGAUGAAGCCAGACUUUAAACAAAUGGUAAUGCGGAGAGUUGUGGGGAUAAAGUAUUAGAGUCCCUGAAGAUGAGAUACUGUAAAUUUAAACUGAGGUGGACACCGCUGAACACACUGCCUACUGCUCUCUGAAGAACUUCUCGUAAUAAGAUGAAGACGUCUGUCCAUCACCAAGCAAUGUUGUCGUCCUCGAUAGUCUCUGGAUACAGCGGCAAAUCCUUUCAAACAUGAUGGACUCAUUACAAACCUAAUAUACCGAGGAAAUGGCAUGGAAAAUGUAGCAGUAGUUUUUCAAAAGAUGAAUCUGUCUCCUUUUGAUCUUUGAAUGUCUGGGUUGCAACUUUAUUAAUUGUCUUCUUUCUCUAAUUGCCUACAACUUGUGAAAAUGGAGAGUUUGAAGAUGCGGCCGGAGGAAUGAUCGGUACUUCAUCUGCAAACUGAAACGGUCUUCGCUUUAACCAUUUUUUUUUAUUCAUACAAGUCUGGAUUAUAUUUUUUAUUAAAAAAAAAAAAAAUCAAGAGAAAAAGGGAGAAUGGACAAUUUGUUUUAGACUGGUGACAACUAAUAUGUGAUUAUCAUUUGAAUCCAUGUGUUUCUCAAGAAGAGAUCUGGAGAUUUACGUGAGGAGAUGGAUAAAAAAAUCUGACUCCUUUCACGCUUGUUCCUCAGGCCAGCCUCCUUGCCAUAGCUGAUCCCCCUCUGUACAACAUACUGUGCAACAUGUCUCAUGGGGUUUGGUGGGCUGGGACCAUGUGACUAUAGGUUGCCAGUUUUAAAUUAUGGACAUUUUAAAGAGAUUCAACAAAUGUUCAAAGAAAUUAAAAUAUACUGGAGAGAACAUAUUUUUAUAACGCAGGCCUCCAAUUGGAACCUUUUGAAACCCAAAACUACUGGACAAUGGACUGAUGGGAGGGGGGGUCAAAUUUGUUCAUCUUCCACUUGUGCUUUUGUUGGUUUUAGUCACAGAACAGAGUGUAGGGAGAUGGACAGGUUUGUGGACUAUGAGAUGCCCCUGUCUCCUUGUAUUUACUCUUCUACUGGACACGGAUUGCCUUUCCCUGGACAUUCUCCACAAGAAAGGACCGCAUUGAGGAUGACCUUGACACAGAUUCUUCGGUGUAUCAGAACAAUACUGCACUGACCUUCAGAGAGCCACAGAAGGCCAGGAGGAUACCUCAUGGACACUUGCCACCAUCUCCAUGCUUGGUCCAUGUAGUGGCCCUUCUGCUGGAUGACCAGCUGCAAAUAGAGGUGUAUCGUGGGCUAAGACGUGUGGCCUCUCAUACCCUGAAUGACUAGGCUGUUCUGGACCACAGCUGGACAUGGGAUUGUCUCUGAGAGGAGCAGACCGUAAAGGAGAGAGACUCCCAGACACAAGCUUUGUCCUGGACUGGACUAGACAGAGGAAGACUGAACCCAGCUGAUGGAGGUCUCCACCAGGAGUUAAGACUCAUGCACACAUGCACUCACACACAGAUCUGGUUGGCAAGUUUCAACUCCUGGAUGUAAAUAGUGAAUGUUUCAUUUGACUUUACUGGUUGUUGUGUAAGAUUUUCUGACUCAUUUGGUUUUACUUGCCUUAACUGGACAGAAUAAAAUCGCCCAUGAGUGAUAUCCCCUCCCCACCACCCCUACGUAGUAAUAGGUUUGACCUGGUGGAGUGUAUGGAAUGAUGACUGGUUGGUUUGGGACAUCCUAAAUGAGUGAAGUAAUGGGUAUUCGUGAGAAUGCUGUAAAAAGAGAGUGCUAAAACUAUGAGAGGAAUGUUUGUAAAAUUGGUUUAAAGAAGUUUUGGGGAAAUGGUUAUUGCCUCUUCUUGCUACUUAAACACAGCAGAAUUUUUAGAUGGGGCUGGGCAUUGUAAAUAGUUUUUACUUUGAAGAGAAGUGUAACAGAAUAAAUAAACUAAUGUGUGAAAUGCAAUAUUAA
This is a messenger RNA of Oncorhynchus kisutch (coho salmon), 7453 nucleotides long. RefSeq names its product GRB10-interacting GYF protein 1-like. Gene Ontology annotation, cellular component: cytosol. The coding region runs from base 770 to 3946 and encodes 1058 amino acids. Gene Ontology annotation, molecular function: protein binding. The transcript has 26 exons. NCBI's taxonomy places the organism in Eukaryota, Metazoa, Chordata, Actinopteri, Salmoniformes, Salmonidae. The record is from RefSeq and is a predicted model, not a curated record. Gene Ontology annotation, biological process: insulin-like growth factor receptor signaling pathway.